AUGGAUCAACCUACAAACUCCAUUAAGCAGCAGGAGCUGCAGCAACAGCCACAAACCGCAGCAGAAGCAGCAGCAGCAGCAACAGCAGCAACAGCAGCAGCAACAGCAGCAAAGAAGAACAGCCUUGUCGAGGACACCUGGAUACAGCCAUCUCAGAUGACCGAGCAGCAGCAGCAGCAGCAGCAGCAGCAGAAGCAGCAGCAGCAGCAGCAGAAGCUGCUGCUACCGCUGCACGACAAGCAGCAGCAGGAAGAAUUUAAGAAGGAAGAGCAAGAGCAGCAAAACAAGCAGCAGCACGAGCAGCAAAAGCAGCAAGACAAGCAGCAUCAAGAGCAGCAGGAGCAGCAGGAGAAGCAACAGGAGCAGCAGGAGCAGCAGCAACAGAAGCAGCAAAUCAGCAGCAGUAUUACCCCCCCUGCCGGUCUAUCUGCUGCACCAUUCACGUCAGCAGCGGCAACAACAACAGCAGCAGCAGCAGCAACAACAGCAGCAGCAGCAGAAACAACAGCAGCAGAUGAGGAUGCAGCUCUUGUUACUCCUAAGGGUCAGGCUUCCUUGACGACAGCUGCGGAUACACCUGAAAACAAAACAGCAGCAACUAAAAAAGGAACAGCAGCAGCAGCAGCAGCAACAGCAGCAGCAGCAGCAAGGAAGCCGUCGGCAUCAAAAACUAAGACGAACACCUCCGCUAAGACGAGCAAGAGCAGCAACAGCAGCAACAGCAGCAACAGCAGCAACAGCAGCAACAGCAGCAGCAACAGCAGCAACAGCAGCAGCAGCAGCAGCAGCAGCGGGCUUAGCAUCCUACAAACUGAGGGAAUCAUCCCGCAGCAGCAGGAUCAGCAAUCCCCUCAGCAGCAGCAACAGCAGCAGCAGCAGCAACAGCAACAGCAGCAGCAGCAGAACAGCAGCAGCAGCAGCAUCCGGCUGCCACUUUGCCCAACAAUAACAGCCAAGCCUAAGCCAAGAUCAGCAGCAGCAAAUCAUAUGCUUGACUUUGGGGGGCCCCACCUAGCUGGGGGCCCCUUCAGCAGCAGCAGCAGCAACAGCAACAGCAGCAGCAACAACAGCAGCAGCAGCAGCAGCAGCAGGAAUGAAUUGACACAUUUAGCUAGCUGGGGAGGAGGAGAUUCAGCAAAAACAAAUAUUAUGCUGCACAGCUAUUGCUCAGCUCCUGCCUCUCUCUCCCUUCACCUGCAGCAGCAGCAGCAGCAGCAGCAACAGCAGCAACAGCAGCAGGAACCUUCACUGCAGCAGCGAGCUAGUCUUGCUGCUGCUGCUGCUGCUGUCUUGGCACAGCCAGAAGCAAGGCCUCUUACUUUAACGCGAUUUGAAAUGCUAGAGGCUUACUCUAAAGUUGUGAUAGUCGAAGUCAUCGAAUGCCAAGUUGUCCACAUGGAGAAUUUGUUUGUCCUAAUUGCCAUAGAGCCUCACACAGGUAUACACCAGCAGCAGCAGCAGCAGCAGCAGCAGCAGCAGCAGCAGGAACAUCAGCAAGAGUAG
Eimeria maxima is the source of this 1503-nucleotide messenger RNA. RefSeq lists its product as hypothetical. The transcript has 2 exons. The record is from RefSeq and is a predicted model, not a curated record. The coding region runs from base 1 to 1503 and encodes 500 amino acids. Lineage: Eukaryota; Apicomplexa; Conoidasida; Eucoccidiorida; Eimeriidae.